Molecule: messenger RNA, 3668 nt
Organism: Betta splendens (Siamese fighting fish)
Lineage: Eukaryota; Metazoa; Chordata; Actinopteri; Anabantiformes; Osphronemidae
Gene: far1
Product: fatty acyl CoA reductase 1
Exons: 13
Coding region: 167-1717 (516 amino acids)
Biological process (GO): long-chain fatty-acyl-CoA metabolic process
Cellular component (GO): peroxisome
Molecular function (GO): alcohol-forming very long-chain fatty acyl-CoA reductase (NADP+) activity
Source: RefSeq, a predicted model, not a curated record
GCUGACGUCACGGCGGCCCGUUUUUCCGCCCAGGUCUCGGCUUCCUGCUGAGUCUCCACUCCGGUAGUUCCCGCUGCCUCGACGCGCCACACUUCGAAGUUGAAGCGCCGGGGAGAGGUGGACGUUCCUGGUACUGUGCUGCUCACUGAACAGUACUGCAAACAUCAUGGCUACCAUUCCAGAAUACUAUGCAGGGAAAAAUGUUCUGAUCACUGGAGCAACAGGCUUCAUGGGCAAGGUGUUGCUGGAGAAGCUGCUGAGGUCCUGCCCAGGAGUCAAAUCUGUUUAUGUAAUGGUCAGGUCCAAAGCUGGCCAGAGCCCCAAAGCUCGCAUUGUGGAUAUGAUCAGCUCCAAGCUGUUUGACAGAUUGCAAGAUGAACAGCCUGGCUUCACUCAGAAGAUCAUUGCAAUGAACAGUGACCUCACACAGCCAGAGCUGGAUCUCAGUAAAGAGGAUCAGACUGUUCUGUUUGACAAUGUUAACGUCAUCUUCCACUGUGCUGCCACAGUCCGCUUUAAUGAGCCACUCAAAGAUGCCAUGCAGCUGAAUGUCCUGGCCACCCAGAAGAUGUUGGCACUGGCCCAUAAGAUGAAGCACCUAGAGGUCUUCCUUCAUGUCUCUACAGCCUAUGCAAACUGUGACAGAGAGCUAAUUGAAGAAGUCGUCUACCCUCCUCCUGUAGACUACAAAAAACUCAUCAAUACUCUGGAAUGGAUGGAUGAUGGCCUGGUAUCAGCAAUGACCCCCAAACUGAUAGGAUCUCGUCCCAACACAUAUACCUACACCAAAGCCUUGGCUGAGUAUCUGGUGCAGCAGGAGGCUGGAGACCUCAAUGUAGCCAUUGUCAGACCCUCUAUAGUUGGAGCCAGCUGGAAGGAGCCCUUCCCUGGUUGGAUUGAUAAUUUUAACGGACCUAGUGGAAUAUUCAUUGCUGCCGGUAAAGGGAUCCUGCGCACAAUGAGGGCAUCCAAUGAUGCAGUGGCCGAUCUAGUGCCUGUGGAUAUAGUUAUCAACAACACGAUUGCUGCAGCUUGGUACUCUGGAAAGCAAACAUGCAGGCCAAAAAAUAUUCCAAUAUACAACUGUACAACUGGUGGAUUAAACCCAUUUCAUUGGGGAGAAGUUGAGUACUGUAUAAACAUGACCUUCAAGACCAAUCCCUUAGAGCAGGCCUUCAGAAGGCCCAAUGUCAAUCUGCGCUCCAAUCAGUUUACUAAUCAAUACUGGACCACUGUCAGCCACACGCUGCCAGCCUUGUUCUAUGACUCCUAUCUGAGGCUCACAGGCCACAAGCCCCGAAUGAUGAAGACAAUCACUCGUCUCCACAAAGCUAUGAUGGUCCUGGAGUAUUUCACCAGUCAUUCUUGGGUGUGGAACACUGAAAAUGUGACCAUGCUGAUGGCCAUGAUGAGCCCAGAAGAUAAGAAGGUGUUUAACUUUGAUGUACGUCAGCUCCACUGGCCAGAGUACAUGGAAAGUUACUGCAUGGGCACCAAGAAAUACGUUCUGAAUGAGGAGCUGUCGGGCCUGCCUGCUGCACGCAAACACCUAACCAGAUUGCGUAACAUUCGCUACUCUUUCAACACUGUCCUGGUCGUACUCAUCUGGCGAAUCUUCAUUGCCCGCUCCCAGAUGGCUAGAAACAUCUGGUACUUUGUAGUAAGCCUCUGCUACAAAUUUCUCUCCUACUUCAGAGCUUCAUCAACCAUGAGAUAAUGAGGUAGGGGGAGGACAUGGUUCUGGGGUUGUGGUGGAAGAUAUGAAGAAAAUGCUGACUGUGGCUUAUGAAAGAUGCCUGAGCUCCAAGCCUUCUUCAAUGGCACCAUACAGUUUCUUGCUUAGUGUUUGCCCAGGCACAAUGGAACAGUUGCACAUCAUGAACACAGCUUCUGGGCAAGUGUACAGAAGCCUAAAAUGUUACUCAUCUUAACGAUUGAACGGCUAGCAUUUUGUUUAAACAACAUGGUUUGCUCACAACAUGCAGCAUUUGGAUUAGUUAAAGAAGGACUAGUCUGUCAUUUUCAAUACCUUCCUGAUGCCAGCUUUUCCAGAGCACCACCUACAAACAUGCUCUGUCUUGUUUAGCUUGUCUAACUGUCUACAAAGUGGAACUAUGCAUUUCAAGCUGUGCAGCAAAAGCCAUCAAGCUGGUUUUGAGUUAAGCUUCAGUCCUGUAACUGACACACCAUCUGUUUAUGGAGUCUCACUGAAUAAUAAAACAUCCAGCUUCUGCGUGAGUCAAAUGUCACCUAAGAACUUUAUUCUUUCAAAGUUUGUUUUUAGGUAUUUAAUCAAAGACUUGUCUUGCAGUGUUCCUCAUGUCGCAAAAUGCCGUCACCUCUGUAUUUCUGCAAGUCUCUAGUGAACAGCAGUGGUCAGUCCUUUGAUCCUGACAAAGCAUAAAGUACAUUGUAAUUUAAAAAUGAAGCACUGGCCUCUUCAACAUUGUUUCAUCUAAGAAUCUGCAAUUUGGUAAAAUACAUCUUAAUUCACAGACUUGUAGCUUAGAGAAUGAGACUGUAAAGUUGACAGGUAGUCAGGUUUGGCUCAUUUCCACUUUUUUUCAUUACUGUUCCCUGACUACGUUUGAAAAAGGCUUUUCUCCUGUUGGUGCCAUUAGGGCAAUGCUACAGUACUUGACCAUCGGAGAGUGUGUAUGUGUAUGUGUUUUUUUUUUUUUUUUUUAAUGUUUUUCUUUUUUUCUUUUGGGUACUAGUGUUUGGGUUAUUUGUUUUCCUGUGCAGUUUGUCUUCUGGUUGUGUUUGACUGUGGGCUGUAUGUAGGAACUUUGAAGAUGAGCUUUGGCUUGUGAAUACUGUGCAGUCCUUUGGAUAUUUUGCAGCUUGAGCUUGGUUACGAAAACUUGUGGCUAAAAAUUACCCUGUAGCUAGAGUUUUUGGUCUAACAAUGUACAGUCUAAAAUGUAUUUUUGUGCCUAUUUUGCUUUAAAGAGAAGUGCACUAUGUCUAGAGGUGAAUCGCUUCUUUUCAGGCUUUGUUUAGGAGGUAAGGUACACUAGUAACAUGUGGCCAAACUGUUUUGACUUGUGACCCCCCCCCCCCUCCCCCAGCAUACCGAAGCAGUUGUUUAAACAUAUCAGCAACUUUUAUAGUCACAUUGGCCUGAAAUUGGUUUGAUCACAUCACCAUAGUAACACUGGGUCAAUUAGCUGUUGGACACUGAUUCAAAUGCUGCAAUGUUGGAUACUUUUUUUUUCCAUUUUUGGAGCUGGAGUGGAGCUUUAGAGUAAUGGUUUGAACUAUUCUGUAACAGCUGGAACAUCUGUAUUUAGCACUUGGUUGUUCAAAUUUCUGCUCCUUGGAAACAAAGUGGAAAAAUUUUGUUCAACACAGUGAUGUUUGCUGUUUUAACUGUGCCAAAGUAGUAGUGGAUGGGAUGGGGGGAGAGGGGUGGUUGUGGGGUGUGUUUUUUUUUUUUUUUUUUUUUUUUAUUCCUCCUCUUUUUAGCCAACAGAACAUGGGUCCAUAUGCUUGGUUUGAGAUUGACUUCAGGCUGGGUCAAUGUAACAUUUUCAGUUUUUAAGAAAGAGAGACACUUCAGUUUCAGGAGAAGGAAAAUGUUUGACCAGCUUCAGAAUGACUCAACUGGUGCCUUGUGUGUAAGCCAAAAAUAAUAUAAUAUAAUAAAUGUGUAAUCAUUCUCUUAA